Nematocida parisii ERTm1 is the source of this 2724-nucleotide messenger RNA. RefSeq lists its product as uncharacterized. The transcript has a single exon. Bases 1 to 2724 code for a protein of 907 amino acids. Lineage: Eukaryota; Fungi; Microsporidia. The record is from RefSeq and is a predicted model, not a curated record.
AUGAGAGUAUACUGGAUAUUUCAGGUAAUGAUCAUUACUGAAUUAUACGCAAGGAUAGGAUUAGAUGAAUUAAAAUCACUCCAUAAACUUACAUACACAGAUACAGAAGGUAACACACUAGUAAUAAACCCAGAAGGACCACUUAACUUAACCAGAGGAUACAUCUACCAUAAAAAUGGAUACGUGUACAAUAAAAGACUCUUCUCACAUGAAAUUGAUAUCAAUUACGCACUAACCACAGAGAAUAACUCAAGUACAGCAUAUACACAUAAAAGAAAGAAAAAGAAUGAUACAGUACACAGUUAUACUAGUAAUAAGGCUAAUACAGACCAGGAAUACGAAAAAUUAAGAAGGUAUACAGUAGACUACCAUAAUAAACUAAUUCAAAUGUUUGGGUUAAAUGACAUAUACGUAACCAUUGAAGCAGGCAGGUUUGACUCAUUCAUUAGGUUCAUGAAGUACCCACCAGUGAAAGCAUACUCUAAUUAUAUACUGGCAGCACUCUUAUUAUUAUCAGAGGGAGUGGACGUACCCAUACAGUGCAUACAGUCAGAUAAUGAUUAUAACCUUAUACUAACAGAUACAGAUGUGUCUUAUGAAUACUUCACAGUUAGUCUAUACGUCCCUGGGUAUAAUCCGUCUAAUAGUAAGUAUGAGGAUAUCUUACAGAGUGAAGCCAAGAGUAUUAUUGAAUUCUUCAUACGGCACAGGGACAGUUCAUUCCUUAAAAAGGGCCGGGUCCUUGCAGAGCCAGUUGAUCAUAACGGGUUUAAAAAUGGGAAUUUCAUGGACAGUGUACAGUUCUUAAUACAAGCGUACGUAUUCGAGUUCAUUGAUAAUGGGACUGAUGUGGAGGGAUUCAUUACGGCUGUGUUUGAACUAUUAAAUGACCAGUUAGGGAUAAAAAUGAAUAAAAAUUCAAGCCCGACUAACCCGAAAAAAAUAAAAAAAGUGCAGGCCGUGUUUAAUAAAUGCUUUAUCAGGCUGAGCACAGGAAAUUCAGGCAUGUCCCGUAUAAAUACUCUUCACAGGAUUAAGACAAUUAAAGAGAGUGCGUGUAUACUCCCAUUCUAUUCAGCAGAAGAACUGCCCAUGUACAGUAAAAUACCAAAGUAUAAUGCGUAUACGGAGAAGUGCAGUGGGGAGUACAUUAAAUACUUUACUAAUUGUUGUGAGACAGCAGUGCUUGGGUUAAUGUGCUGUAUGAUGUACGAUCCGUAUAAGAAAGAGUACACGACAGAUCAUUUAAGUGAUCCAUUACCUGAACUGAUUGAGUUCUUUCAUAUGUAUAAAGUGCCUGUAGAGUCAUCCAGCAUGGAGAUGCUCAUUAAUUGGAAUAAAGUUGUUUCAAAUAAGCAUAAGUCAGGCGUAAUGUACUUAUCAGAGAACAAUGAGGUUGCAACUGGACUUAUAAAUGCACUGUACUUAAUCACUGCGCUGACCAUGCCGAAUGCGGAUAGGAGUACUUUGACUGAGUUCAGGAAUAAAUUGGAUAUGGGACAUGGGAUGACUGCAGAGUUCAUGAAUCAGAUUACGGCGUACACAGAAAGCGUACUUAAAACCAUCUCAAAUAACCCGAAUUUAUACAUACGUAUACACGACAUGCAUAGACUGUGCAGAUCAGAUGGACAGCCUGAUGUAAUGUGUAGUUUAUACAUAACGUAUGAGUAUAAUAGUAUACGCACCACUGUCUGUAUACUAUUAUAUACUGGACAUUCAUACUUUACGAUUAUAAACCCGAAUGAUUUAUCGUAUACAGAGUAUUCUGAAUUAUGCUGUAUAAGGAGUACGUAUACAGAGUCAGAUACAUUCAUAGAUUACACUAUAUGUAAUUAUAUUGAUACUCUCAUACGGAAUUCGGGUUAUUCGGGUUAUACACCGUAUACAAGCAUAAAGGAUGACGUAUUAGAUGUAAUUAAUAAUAAGUACCAGAACAUGAACAGAUUAUUAUUGGUGUAUAAGAUAGAUACAGUGAUAAAAUCAAAUGAAAUCGUGUUAGCGUGCUUAACUCUAUCACAGAAUGAUUCAAUGACAGAUACACACCCAAUGAUCAGGUUUACAUCUAACAUAGUAGGGAAUAACAGUAUUAAUACAGUAAGUAUACGCAGGAGUGUAUUACAAGGCGUAGUAUACACAGGAACACAGAGUUUAUACACUAAAAUAAACUUACCAAAGAAGGUUUGGUAUAAUACUGCUAUAGAUAAAGAAGUGUACAUAAAUACAUUCUAUUCUGUAAUAGAAAUGGGAGUACCUGAAGUAGUAAUAAAUACGUUAUACGUGUUCAUUAAGUCAGAGAAUAAAAGUAAACUGUCCCAGGAUAAUCCAUUACUUAUAAAGGGACUUAAUCAGAAGAUAUUCCUGUGUAUAUUUAAAUAUAAUCAUAUGGGAUAUGCACAUAAACUAGCUGAAGUACUUAGACUGUACUACACUCCAAAUGAUCGUAUUAUUAAUACAGUAGUAUUUUAUAUGUGGAUGAUUUACAUGGUAAUGCAUAAACCAGAACAGACUAGCCUUAUACAGGAAAUAGUCUUAUUAACUAAUGGACAGUUCUUCUGUGAUAUGUUAGAGUAUAUGGAUACAACAGGAUUAACCCAAGAAUCACUUACAUGCUUAUACAGACUGAAAGAGUCACUUAAAGAUACAUCCGUACCAGUGGAUACGAUUGAUCAGGUUAGUAUAAUCAUUCAUUUAUGUGAGGAAAUAGUUAAUAACCGUAAAGCAUAA